CUCCUCCGGGGCGCGCGGGGUUGGGAAGGCAACACUCUGCUUCGGGCUCCUCAGGCGAGGAGCGUGAAGGCACCGAGGAGGGCGGCUGGAUUAUUGACGGCGGGCCAUGGCAGCACCGGCGCCGGGUUGCCAGGGGUGGCGAAUAAGGGACAGGAGAAGGUGAAAGAGCUACGCUUUCAGUCCCCGAGACUUUGAGACUCUUUCUGACUCUCGACGCUGUUCCUGGCCAAGCACUCCCUUCCCAAGAUUCUUCCUUUGCUAGCUCCGUGCAUCUCUCGGAGCCCGUCUGGGCAACUACUGCACGACUCCACUUGCCCGCCAGCCAGGAACCAUGAAGUAUUACUCUUCUGCUGCCAGGAACAUUUUCCUUGUCCUCUUUUUCUUGGAGUCAGUCUGUUUGGGUCUGAGCAAUCGACUGCCGUACUUCAUAAAUUAUUUCUUUGACACAUACCUGUUGAUCAAUGAAGAUACUCCCGUGGGUUCAUCAGUGACACAGUUGCUUGCCCGUGACCUAGACAAUGAUCCUCUUGUGUUCGGAGUAGUUGGGGAAGAAGCUAGCCGAUUCUUUGCUGUGGAAAGCAUGACUGGAGUUGUGUGGCUCAGGCAACCAUUGGACAGAGAGACGAAGUCAGAAUUCACAGUUGAAUUUUCUGUCAGUGACAGCCAAGGGGUGAUCAAAGGGUCAGUGAAUAUCCAAGUGGGGGAUGUGAAUGACAAUGCACCAAGGUUUCAUAAUCAGCCAUACAGUGUCCGUAUCCCUGAGAAUACACCAGUGGGAACUCCAAUUUUCAUAGUGAAUGCUACAGAUCCAGAUCAGGGAGCCGGUGGAAGUGUGCUUUAUUCUUUCCAGCCUCCAUCCAACUUCUUCGCCAUUGACAGUGGCCGUGGGAUUGUGUCAGUAAUCCGAGUACUGGAUUAUGAAGUGACUCAGGCUUACCAGCUUCAGGUCAAUGCUACAGACCAAGAUAAAACCAAGCCCCUCUCCACUCUGGCCAAUCUUGCUAUCACCAUUACAGAUGUACAAGAUAUGGACCCAAUUUUCAUCAACCUGCCCUACAGUACAAACAUCUAUGAGAACUCUCCUCCGGGUACAACUGUGCGUAUGAUAACUGCAAUUGACCAGGACAAAGGACGUCCGAGAGGUAUUGGAUACACAAUUGUGUCAGGCAACACCAACAGCAUCUUUGCACUGGACUACAUCAGUGGUGCUUUAACUCUGAAUGGGCCACUAGACCGAGAAAAUCCUUUCUAUAGUGCUGGAUUCAUUCUUACAGUGAAGGGCACAGAGCUGAAUGAUGACCGUACGCCUUCCAAUGCAACAGUGAUGACUACUUUCAACAUUCUUGUCAUUGACAUAAAUGACAAUGCCCCUGAGUUCAACAGUUCAGAAUACAGUGUGGCGAUCCCUGAAUUGGCUCAGGUGGGCUUUGCACUUCCUCUUUUCAUCCAAGUGCAGGAUAAAGAUGAGGGGCUCAACAGCAUUUUUGAAGUUUAUCUGGUAGGAAACAAUUCCAACCAUUUCAUCAUCUCCCCAACUUCAAUUCAAGGAAAGGCAGACAUCCGGAUAAGAGUUGCAGUGCCGCUGGAUUUUGAGACAAUUUCCCGCUAUGAAUUUUCUCUAUUUGCAAAUGAGAGCAUGCCAGACCACGUUGGCUUUGCACGGGUGAAGAUUAACCUGAUCAAUGAGAAUGACAACCGUCCAAUUUUCAGCCAAGUCCUGUACAACAUCAGCCUCUUUGAGAAUGUCACCGUGGGAACGACCAUCUUGAGGGUUCUGGCAACAGACAAUGAUGUCGGCUCUUAUGGAAAAGUUAGUUAUUAUUUCAGUGAUGAUCCUGACAGGUUCUCAUUGGACAAAGACACGGGUGUAAUGACAUUAAUUGCUCGUCUGGACUUUGAGACAACCCAACGCUAUACUUUGACGGUGAUCGCCAGAGAUGGUGGUGGGGAAGAGACAACAGGGAGAGUCCGAAUUAACGUUCUGGAUGUCAAUGAUAACAUCCCAACCUUCCAGAAGGAAUCCUAUUUGGGAGCUCUGCGGGAAAAUGAGCCUUCAGUAACUCAGGUUGUCCGUGUGAGGGCAUCAGAUGAAGAUUCUCCUCCAAACAACCAGAUCACAUACAGCAUUUUGCAUGCUUCUGCAUUCCGCAGUUAUUUUGACAUUAAUUUGUCUGAAGGAUAUGGAGUGAUAAGUGUUAUCCGCCCUCUGGAUUAUGAGCAAGUUGCGAAUGGUGUUGUUUACCUGAUUGUAAUGGCUAAGGAUGCAGGCAUCCCAGCACUCAACAGCACUGUCCCCAUCACCAUUGAGGUGUUUGAUGAAAAUGACAACCCACCCACAUUCAGCAAGCCUUCCUAUGCUAUUACAGUGAUGGAGGAUAUCAUGGCAGGUGCAACAGUGCUGUUUCUAAAUGCCACUGAUUUGGACCGUUCACGAGAAUAUGGCCAAGAGUCCAUUAUCUACUCCUUGGAAGGAUCCUCACAUUUUCGGAUUAAUGCUCGCUCAGGAGAAAUCACUACAACAUCUCUGCUGGACCGGGAAGCUAAAUCAGAAUAUAUACUCAUUGUGCGGGCAGUGGAUGGUGGUGUGGGUCACAACCAGAAAACAGGCAUUGCCACAGUAAACAUCACUUUGCUGGACAUAAAUGAUAACUAUCCCGUAUGGAAAGAUGAGCCAUACUUCAUUAACCUAGUGGAGAUGACCCCUCCAAAUUCUGAUGUCACGACGGUGGUAGCCUUUGACCCAGACUUGGCAGAAAAUGGUUCCCUCGUGUACAGCAUCAGACCACCAAAUAAAUUCUACAGUCUAAACAGCACCACAGGGAAAAUUCGGACAACAGGGGUUGUGUUGGACAGAGAGAAUCCAAACCCUCAGGAAGCCGAGCUCAUGAGGAAGAUUGUGGUCUCCGUCACUGAUCGUGGGAGGCCACCAUUACGAGCCACUAGUAGUGCCACUGUUUUCGUAAACUUGCUGGACCUCAAUGACAAUGACCCCACCUUCCAGAACUUACCUUUUAUCACUGAGAUUCCAGAAGGUCUUCCUGCAGGGUCAUCUGUCUUCCAGGUGGUAGCCAUUGAUCUUGAUGAAGGCUUGAAUGGCCAGGUGACAUAUCACAUGCAAGUGGGCAUGCCCAGGAUGGACUUUCUCAUCGACACCAGUAAUGGUCUUAUCAACUCCACAGCUGUUCUAGACAGGGAGAGGAUUGCUGAGUACUAUCUUAGGGUAGUGACAAGUGAUGCAGGAGUGCCAUCAAAGAGUUCCACUGGCACUCUCACUGUCAGAGUUUUGGAUGUCAAUGAUGAGAACCCCACCUUCUUCCCAGCUGUCUACAAUGUCUCACUUCCUGAAAAUAUACCUCGUGAUUUCAAAGUGGUUCGCCUGAACUGCACUGAUGCUGAUGUGGGUCUCAAUGCUGAACUCAGUUAUUUCAUCACAGGUGGGAACCAGGAUGGGAAGUUCAGUGUCGGCUUUAGAGAUGGGGUAGUUAGAACAGUAGUCAGCCUGGACAGAGAGACCGUGCCAUCCUAUACACUCAUCCUAGAGGCCAUUGAUAAUGGCCCCACUGGCAAACGGAGGACUGGGACAGCAACGGUACACGUGACUGUGCUGGACGUUAAUGACAAUCGGCCAAUCUUCCUUCAGAGCAGUUAUGAGGCUACUGUUCCUGAGGACAUUCCAGAUUACAGCAGCAUAGUUCAGGUGAAAGCCACAGAUGCAGAUGAAGGUGUUAAUGGCCGUGUGUGGUACAGAAUUGUUAAAGGAAACAAUUUCAACAACUUCCGGAUCAAUCCCAGCAGUGGACUGGUCAUGCGGGGCUUGCGGCCCCUGGACAGAGAGCGCAAUUCCUCCCAUGUCCUUGAAGUGGAAGCCUACAACAGUGAACAAGGACCUAUGAGAGGCUCUGUUAGGGUAAUAGUGUAUGUGGAAGAUGUCAAUGAUGAAGUGCCAGUAUUUACCCAGAGGCAGUAUAACCGGCUAGGUUUGCGAGAGACUGCUGGGAUCGGGACAUCUGUUGCAGUUGUCCGGGCAACAGAUCGAGACACAGGAAAUGGAGGUCUGGUGAAUUACAGAAUCAUCUCAGGUUCUGAGGGGAAGUUUGAAAUUGAUGAGAGCACUGGCCUCAUUACCACAAUUGACUAUCUGGACUAUGAGACAAAAACCAGCUAUCUAAUGAAUGUUUCAGCCACAGAUCAAGCACCCCCCAAAAACCUAGGCUUCUGCAGUGUCUAUGUCAGCCUCCUCAAUGAACUGGAUGAGGCUGUGCAGUUCUCAAAUGUCACCUAUGAAGCAGUGAUUUUAGAGAACAUUCCCUUGGGUUCGGAGGUACUGCAAGUCCAGGCGCGCUCCAUUGACAACCUUAAUCAGAUCACGUACAAGUUUGACCCAAAUACUAAUGCCCAAGCUCUGUCUUUGUUCAAGAUAAAUGGAAUCACUGGUGUGAUCACAGUCAAAGGACAAGUGGAUCGAGAGAAGGGGGAUUUCUAUACUCUAACUGUUGUUGCAGAUGAUGGAGGUCCAAAGCUUGACUCAACUGUGGUUACCAUCACCAUACUGGAUGAGAACGACAACAGCCCACAGUUUGACAUUACUUCUGACUCAUCUGUGAGUGUAGCAGAGGACAGUUCUGUUGGACGGCGAAUUGCUCUGGUUUUGGCCAGGGACCCUGAUGCAGGAAGCAACGGGCAGGUGGCUUUUUCUCUAGUAUCAGGAAACAUAGGCAGGGCCUUUGAAAUCCGUACAACCAAUAAAACAUAUGGAGAAGUGUUUGUGGCCAGACCACUGGACCGGGAACUGAUAGAGCAUUACACCUUAAAGAUUCACGCAGCUGACAAAGGUGUGCCACCUCGCAGGAAAGAGCAUACCUUAAGAGUUAAUAUACUGGACGUUAAUGAUAAUCCACCAGUCAUUGCAAACCCAUAUGGAUACAAUGUUAGCGUUAAUGAGAACGUGGGUGGAGGCACUGCUGUGGCUCAGGUGCGAGCAACUGACAGAGAUAGCGGACUCAACAGUGUCCUUUCCUACUACAUCACUCAUGGAAAUGAAGAACUGACCUUCCGUAUAGAUAGAGUGACUGGAGAAAUUGCCACCCGCCCAUCCCCUCCUGACCGUGAGAGGCAACAGUUUUACCAGCUGGUGAUCACUGUGGAGGAUGAAGGCAACCCAGCCCUCUCAGCUACUACCACUGUGUAUGUAACCAUCCUGGAUGAGAACGAUAAUGCCCCAGUCUUCCAGCAGCAGCAGUAUGAGGUCACACUGGAUGAGGGCCCAGGUACCCUCAAUGCCAUCCUCAUCACCAUCAAUGCUGUGGACCUGGAUGAAGGGCCAAAUGGUACCGUUACAUAUGCCAUCACAGAGGGGAACAUCAUGGACACUUUUCACAUAAACAGCAUGACGGGACAAAUCCGUACAGUCAAGGAGCUGGACUAUGAAAUCAGCCAUGGGCGUUAUACACUGAUAGUCAUGGCUGCGGACCAAUGUCCAGUCCCUUCACGCCGUCUCACAUCCACCACAACGGUGUUAGUAAAUUUGAAUGAUAUCAACGACAAUCAGCCAACAUUCCCACGUUCUUAUGAGGGGCCCUUUGACAUCACAGAAGGACAGCCAGGUCCAAGGGUGUGGACUUUUCUAGCCCAUGAUGGGGACUCAGGGCCCAGUGGACAAGUGGAAUACAGCAUCACAGCAGGAGAUCCCCUUGGAGAAUUUGUGAUCUCUCCUGUGGAAGGGGAGCUACGCGUGCGGAAGGAUGCUGAGCUUGAUCGAGAGAACAUUGCUUUCUAUAAUCUUACUAUUGCUGCCAAGGACAGAGGGGUGCCUCCUCUCAGUUCCACUGUCAUGGUGGGAGUCCGGGUUCUGGAUAUUAACGAUAAUGAUCCUGUCCUCCUGAACCUGCCAAUGAAUCUCACUCUCAGUGAACAUGCACCCAUCUCCAGCUUUGUCACCCGCAUCCUUGCCAAUGAUGCUGACAGUGGCAGAAACUCUCUUUUAACCUUUAGCAUCACAGCAGGGAAUAUAGAGAACGCCUUUUUCAUCAAUGGCACCACUGGCAUUGUAUAUGUAAACCGGCCUUUGGAUAGGGAGUUGGUGUCAGAGUACAAGCUGACUGUGGCAGUGAAGGACAACCCAGAAAAUGCACGCAAUGCAAGACGGGAUUUUGACCUGCUAGUAAUUUCCAUUGCGGAUGAAAAUGAUAACCACCCACUCUUCACUCAGAGUUCCUACCAGGCUGAGGUGCUGGAGAACUCCCCACCAGGAACUCGCAUCACAGUCCUUAAUGGGCCAAUUCUAGCUUUGGACAAUGACCAGGGAAUCAAUGAAGUGGUGACAUACCAGCUCCUUGGGAAAGCAACAAACCUUUUUGCCAUCAACAACAGAACAGGUGCCAUUUUGGUGAAGCGAGGCCAAGUGAUAGACAGAGAAGUCUUCUCAAAUCCAGUCCUGGAAUUUCUUCUGGUUGCAGUAGAUGUUGGCAAGUUGAACAGCACUGCUAGCCUCACAGUGACCAUUCUGGAUGAUAAUGACAACAGGCCAAUCUUUCACCCAACAAUGUUGACUGUUCGGCUGAUAGAAAACAGCCCUCCAGGUUUUUCUGUCCUACAGGUAAUGGCAACUGACAAGGAUAGUGGCCUCAACCAGCAGCUGAGCUACCGAAUUGAGAGUGGAGCUCAAGACAAGUUUUUGAUCAAUGCAAACACUGGGGUGAUCAGUGUGGCCAACAUCACCAUAGACAGAGAAGAAAAGGACAACUACCGGUUGACAGUGGUUGCCAUGGAUCAGGGUACACCCCCCCUCUCUGGCACAACCACUGUGAGCAUCCUGAUUGAAGACAUCAAUGACUCUCAGCCAGAGUUCAUCAAUCCCAUCCAGACAAUCAGCAUUCCUGAGUCAGCUACCCCAGGCACAGUUGUUGCAGAGGUGACUGCAAUAGACAGAGAUCUCAGUCCCCAGCUGGAAUACUACAUUAUUGAAAUCCUGGCCAAGGAUGACAAUGAUGCUCUUGUGCCAGAUCAACAAGGAGCAUUUGCAGUGGAUUUUAGAACAGGUGCUGUGAAAGUUAAGUCUGCUUUAAACAGGGAACUGGUGGCCACUUAUGAAGUCACAAUAUCUGUUUAUGACAAUUCCAGUGAUGUGGUUGACCGCUCAGUUAGUGUUCCAAAUGCCAGACUGACAGUAAAUAUCUUGGAUGUCAAUGAUAAUGCUCCUCGGUUCCGCCCUUUUGGAGCAACAUUUUUCACCGAGAGGAUCCUGGAAGGGGCCACUGCAGGGACCACCUUAAUAUCUGUGUCAGCUAUUGAUCCAGACAAAGGUGCUAAUGGACAGAUCACUUAUGAGCUACUCAAUCUCUCACCUGAGGGAUAUGUCCAGCUUGAAGACAUCUCGGCAGGAAAGGUAGUUUCCAACAGGACGGUUGACUAUGAAGAGGUGCAAUGGUUGAACUUCACUGUUCGGGCCUCAGAUAACGGAUCUCCACGGAGAUCAGCUGAGAUACCGGUAUACCUAGAAAUUGUGGAUAUUAAUGACAAUAACCCCAUCUUCAGCCAGCCAUCCUACCAGAAGCCUGUUUUUGAGGAUGUCCCACUGGGCACUGUCAUUAUGAAGCUCCGAGCAACUGACGCAGAUUCUGGACACUUUGCUCUCAUCCGGUACAGCCUAGGAGAUGGAGAGGGCAAGUUUGGAAUCAACCCCAACACGGGCGAUAUCUACAUUCUAUCAACCCUGGACCGGGAAAAGAACGAUCAUUAUACGUUGACAGCUGUAGCCAGAGACAAUCCAGGAGACAUUUCUAGUAACCGCCGAGAGAACUCUGUGCAGGUGUUGAUUACAGUUCUGGAUAUCAAUGACUGCCGCCCGCAGUUUGCUAAAAAACAGUUCAGUACCAGCGUGUAUGAAAAUGAACCAGCAGGGACUUCUGUGAUCAUAAUGACUGCCACUGACCCUGAUGAAGGAGACAAUGGAGUGGUGACGUACAAUAUGGAGGGGCCUGGAGUAGAGGCCUUCAAAAUCCAUAAGGAUUCAGGGCUCAUAACAACUCGCAGACGUCUGCAGUCUUAUGAGAGAUUCAAUCUGACAGUGGUGGCUACUGACAAAGGAAGACCACCACUCUGGGGGACUACUAUGCUCCAGGUGGAUGUCAUUGACAUCAAUGAUAACCGACCGUUAUUUGUCCGGCCCCCCAAUGGUACUAUUUUGCAUAUUAAAGAGGAAAUCCCUCUACGAUCCAAUGUGUAUGAAGUCUAUGCUACAGACAAGGAUGAGGGCCUCAAUGGAGCUGUGCAAUAUAACUUACUCAAGACUGGUGCAGGAAAUAAAGACUGGGAAUACUUCACCAUCGACCUCAAGAGUGGGCUCAUCCAGACAGCAAUGAGGCUGGACCGAGAGAAACAAGCUGUAUACAGUUUGAUCAUUGUGGCGUGUGAUCAAGGCCAACCACCCUAUGAGACCAUGCAGCCUCUCCAGGUGGCACUGGACGAUAUUGAUGACAAUGAACCUGUCUUCCUGAGGCAGCCUAGAGGGGCUCCCUCGUACCAGAUUCUUUCUGUGCCUGAACACUCUCAUCCCGGUACAAUUGUGGGGAAUGUCACUGGAGCAGUGGAUGCCGAUGAGGGUUCCAAUGCCAUUGUCUAUUAUUUCAUUGCAGCUGGUAACAAAGAGAACAAUUUUCAGCUGAGUCGGGAAGGCAGAUUACAAGUACUGCGGGACUUAGACAGAGAGAAAGAGGUUUUCUACUCUAUCAUUGUCAAAGCCUCUAGUAAUAGGAACUGGACACCUCCCCAGGGCCGCCGGGCCGCCAGGAUCCAAAUCAUGGACCUCAACACUGAUGCUACCCUGCAGGAUGUACGGAUCUUUCUGGAUGACAUUAAUGACCAGUCUCCCCAGUUCACCAAGUCAGAAUACACAGCAGGUGUUGCAACAGAUGCCAAAGUGGGUUCUGAGCUGAUCAAGCUUGUUGCACUGGAUGCUGAUGUGGGAAACAAUAGCCUGGUCUUGUACAGCAUUCUGGGGAUCCGCUAUAUUAAACAACACUCCAACGAUUCAGAAGAGGUAGCCAACAUCUUCAGCAUUGGUAGCCUAGAUGGGAUUCUUCGGACCUUUGACCUCUUCACUGCCUACAGUCCUGGCUACUUUGUGGUGGAUGUCAUGGCUUCGGACUUGGCUGGUCACAAUGACACCGCAGUUGUGGGAAUCUAUAUCCUACGGGAUGAUCAACGAGUAAAGAUCAUAAUCAAUGAAAUCCCAGAUAAAGUGAGGCAGUUUGAAGAAGAAUUCAUCAGCCUGUUAUCUAACAUUACAGGAGCUAUUGUCAAUACAGAUGAUGUGCAGUUCCAUGUUGACAAAAAAGGCCGAGUGAACUUUGCCCAAACAGAGUUGCUGAUCCAUGUGGUGAACCGGGAAACUAAUCGGAUUCUGGAUGUAGAACGAGUAAUACAGAUGAUUGAUGAGAAUAAGGAGCAGCUGCGGAAUCUCUUCAGAAAUUACAAUGUCUUAGAUGUGCAACCAGCCAUCACUGCCAGGGCUCCAGAUGACCUCUCAGCAUUGCAGAUGGCAAUAAUCAUUCUGGCUAUUCUCCUCUUUCUGGCAGCCAUGUUGUUCAUCCUCAUGAACUGGUACUACAGAACAGCACACAAACGAAAAUUGAAAGCUGUUGUGGCUGGUUCCACAGGUAACCGAGGUUUCAUGGACAUCAUGGAUAUGCCAAACACAAAUAAAUAUUCCUUUGAUGGAGCAAACCCCGUGUGGCUCGACCCUUUCUGCAGGAAUCUAGAGCUGGCAGCACAAGCUGAGCAUGAAGAUGACCUGCCUGAGAACCUAAGUGAAAUAACAGACCUAUGGAAUAGCCCAGCCAGGACUCAUGGGACAUUUGGACGAGAGCCUUCAGCUGCCAAACCUGAAGAUGAUCGGUACCUGAGAGCAGCCAUCCAGGAAUAUGACAACAUUGCCAAGCUAGGCCAGAUCAUGCGAGAAGGGCCCAUCAAGGGUUCUCUCUUAAAAGUAGUCUUGGAUGAUUACAUGCGACUGAAAAGACUGCUUGCUGAGCGGAUGGUGCAUAAAGCCACCACCAGUCAUGGAGACCAGUCCUCAGUCUCUGAGCUUAUCCAGAAUGAUCUAGAUGAUGAGGAAGAGCAAAGGAGUCCAAGUCAGGGGAGCCUUCGCUUCCGGCAUAAGCAGCCCAUUGAGCUCAAGGGACCUGAUGGGAUCCAUGUGGUCCAUGGCAGCACAGGUACUCUGCUGACCUCUGACCUCAACAGCCUUCCUGAAGAUGAUCAGAAAGUGCUAGGCCACUCCUUGGAGACACUGACUGCAGAUGGUGGGGCAUACUGUGACAAGAAUGCCCGUACUGAGUCCGCCAAAUCCACCCCUAUGCACAAGAUGAGGGAGGUGAUUAUGGAGAGCCCACUGGAGAUCACAGAGUUAUGACUAGAAGUGGCAUCGCUGGUGUAGCACCCCAAGGAACAUGGGCCCACACAGACUGUUGCCGCAAGAGGAAAAGCACUGAGCAAUGGACAUGUGUGGCAGAAGAAAAAUCCAGCGGCCUAGGUCACUAGUGCCUGGCCACCACCUGAUCCAGAAUAAAUCCAACCAAGAUAGCCAACUGUUUUGUUAUGGCAGGACCUAACCCCAGGGGGCAGGUUCUCAGGACUGCUUGCUUUUACCAGGCACUCACACCAUUAAACUCAUAACUUUUUUAAUUUUAUUUUUUUAAAUAUAAAGUGUUAAAAAGAGCAGUGGGAGGCCCUGAGCACAAACUGGAGGCUAGAAAUGCAAUAAUCAAGGUGCCAUCAGCCACUCUCCAACAGGUCCUGGAUUGCACCAAUAUGUUCAUUAUUCAUUUAUUGACCAAGAACAUAUUCCACCAGGAUGGCAAAGAAAAUAUGGGCUGUCGACCCAAUGCAGCUAAGAUGAUCCUUGGACACUCAACGCACACAUGGGGAUUGUGUGAUUAAUCAGGAAGCCCCACAAAUCUGCAUUAAUCUGUGUUUUCAUUUUUCCAAAAGGGGCGGAGGGGGGGAACCGACCCUGAAGCCAUUUCUUCAUUUUGCUGGCUUACCAAAACACUGCAGCAUCAAAAGGAAAAGUAACAUUAAUUCAGGUUCUGAAUGUAGAGUGUUUGUGUGUAAUUUUUAAUUUUUUCCCCUUCUUUUGGUUUCAAACAGUAAAGUGUUGAGAGUUUUUGGAAUGGUCUGUCAAAGGAACCAGAAAUAUACUAUACAUUAAUUUGG
This is a messenger RNA of Hemicordylus capensis (graceful crag lizard), 11214 nucleotides long. RefSeq names its product cadherin related 23 (gene CDH23). Gene Ontology annotation, molecular function: calcium ion binding; cadherin binding. Gene Ontology annotation, cellular component: catenin complex; plasma membrane. Gene Ontology annotation, biological process: homophilic cell-cell adhesion. The coding region runs from base 332 to 10411 and encodes 3359 amino acids. The transcript is spliced from 68 exons. The record is from RefSeq and is a predicted model, not a curated record. NCBI's taxonomy places the organism in Eukaryota, Metazoa, Chordata, Lepidosauria, Squamata, Cordylidae.